AUGCCCAUGGUCCCAUCUUGGUCGCCUCCCAAUGACUCGGAAUUCAAUAUCAACAACUGCACGGCAGCAGGUGCAUUCAUUGCAAAUUACUACGUUGCCCCGAACAUUUCAGAUAUGCGUGUUGAUGUCGUGUUGCCAUUCCUUCGUUCACUAGAUCCGUCGGACUGGUCGGGCCCCGAGCCUCAGAAUUGGACACUUCUGCAGUGGUGGGAGUCGCAAGAACACUCGGAUGCCCUUCAAUUUAUUCGCCAUGUCAGACGUCUGUUCUCAUCCCGAUGCCAUCGAGCAGACUACUGCAAGUUUCUUCCGCUCGAAGGCGAUCCAGACUUAGCAGGCAUUGGCAUGAUGAUCUCUUACUACCUUGUCGCUGCUCUGGCUACCGCAUAUGUCAUCAUCAUCAGUCUGAACUCCAUCAAGGCCCUCGAAGAAUCCACGCCUUGGGGAAAGCCCCACAAGUUAUUCGAGCAAACGAUGAACUUAUUUCUCGACGCCUCGCUGCUAUUCUCUAUCUCCAUACUGUUAGCCGCCAUAUGUCGCUUCAUUUCAGCUUCUGAACACCCUGACCGCAAGGACAACACGUUCUUCUACUCUCUGGUCAACGCGACCACUAUACCCAUAUUCUCAGUGUUUCCCCCACUGAUGCUACACUUCCCAGCACGAAAGGAAAGACGCAACGGUCUACGCGCAAUAAUGUGGUUCUUUGUCAUCGGUUUUGCCACCACACUUACCGUGUUGUCCAAAACGUAUUGGGGGGACGAUGCUCAUGCGAUUGAUGAGUACGAAAAUAAUCCCGACGAGGUUUGA
Molecule: messenger RNA, 804 nt
Organism: Diaporthe citri
Lineage: Eukaryota; Fungi; Ascomycota; Sordariomycetes; Diaporthales; Diaporthaceae
Exons: 2
Coding region: 1-804 (267 amino acids)
Source: RefSeq, a predicted model, not a curated record